This is a messenger RNA of Cygnus atratus (black swan), 466 nucleotides long. RefSeq names its product ribosomal protein L36a (gene RPL36A). The transcript has 5 exons. Gene Ontology annotation, biological process: translation. Lineage: Eukaryota; Metazoa; Chordata; Aves; Anseriformes; Anatidae. Gene Ontology annotation, cellular component: cytosolic large ribosomal subunit; ribosome. The coding region runs from base 100 to 420 and encodes 106 amino acids. Gene Ontology annotation, molecular function: structural constituent of ribosome. The record is from RefSeq and is a predicted model, not a curated record.
GGGGGGCGCUCUCUCCCCCGCGCCCCUCCUCUCUAUGCUCCCCGCUCCCAGCUCCUUCCGCUUCCGGCCCGCUCCUUCUCUUCGGGUGCCGCCGCCAAGAUGGUGAACGUGCCGAAAACCCGCCGGACCUACUGCAAGAAGUGCGGCAAGCACCAGCCCCACAAAGUCACCCAGUACAAGAAGGGCAAGGACUCGCUGUACGCCCAGGGCAAGAGGCGCUACGAUAGGAAGCAAAGCGGCUAUGGCGGCCAGACGAAGCCCAUCUUCCGCAAGAAGGCCAAGACCACAAAGAAGAUCGUGCUGAGGCUGGAGUGCGUGGAGCCCAACUGCAGGUCCAAGAGGAUGCUGGCGAUUAAGAGGUGCAAGCACUUUGAACUGGGAGGAGACAAGAAGAGAAAGGGCCAGGUGAUCCAGUUCUAAGCUCCAUCCCACAGAUUUUGGGCUAUAUUAAAGUAAUUGGAAGAGA